UCUCACUUGCUCAGUUGAAGUACUGUCCGAGACCGACGAUCAGCGUGGUCGACGACCCACAAACGAGAACGAACAGCCACCUAAAAGUGCAUGCAAAACCGUGUAAUAUUCGCUGCAGGUUUGAUACUGAGUGCUGAUGUCCGUGAAUCAGGCCCUCGCUGUUACUUGUUUUGCUGGACAAAAUGUGCCAGUCUCUAUCUUGUCCAACAGCAGGAUCCAGAGCGGGAAAAGGAAUGUACUUCCGACAUAUACAUCGUCCAAGGCCUGCGCGGCGGAGCCACCGAGUCAUGGCAACAACCAGAAUCGGGCGUCAUCUGGUUCCAACAUCUCCUCCCCAAUCACAUCCGCCAUCAGACCAAUGCCGACUCGGCCCGCAUCUGGACAUUUGGGUAUGAUGCCGGUCUCACCUUCCAGGCGGCAACCGUGUACAAGUUGUCUCUCAUUCUCUUGAACCGGGUGAAGGCAGUCAGACAGGGGCAGGAGGUCAAGAGCACACACGCUUCGACUAACGUAUGUAUUUUAUAAGUGAGUGUGCAAUAUAAGUGAAAUGCGCCACGC
Parathielavia appendiculata is the source of this 558-nucleotide messenger RNA. RefSeq lists its product as uncharacterized. The record is from RefSeq and is a predicted model, not a curated record. Bases 91 to 525 code for a protein of 144 amino acids. Lineage: Eukaryota; Fungi; Ascomycota; Sordariomycetes; Sordariales; Chaetomiaceae. The transcript is spliced from 2 exons.